Messenger RNA from Archocentrus centrarchus (flier cichlid), 2616 nucleotides. RefSeq names its product desert hedgehog signaling molecule (gene dhh). Lineage: Eukaryota; Metazoa; Chordata; Actinopteri; Cichliformes; Cichlidae. Gene Ontology annotation, molecular function: calcium ion binding; patched binding. The transcript has 3 exons. Gene Ontology annotation, biological process: regulation of gene expression; protein autoprocessing; intein-mediated protein splicing. The record is from RefSeq and is a predicted model, not a curated record. Bases 719 to 2110 code for a protein of 463 amino acids.
GAACCAAUGGCUGGCGCAAGGUGGUCAGGAGCGCUGAAACGCGACAAAAGACGGUGGACGAAGCAGACAAGGAAAAAAAAAAAGAAAGAAGUGCCGAUAGGGGCAUAGCUUGAUGGACAAAAGGGACAGGAGCUUCAUAGGAGCGCCCAGAGAAAUUCCAGAGUCAGGGAACUAUCGGGCUUUGGGUGUGCGUCAGUUUGUGCGUCCAGUCCAGGAGGCAGCGUGGAGAGAGAGAGAGGCGGUAAGUGAGCAGAAAUCCACAAAAACACCUGCGUCAAGACAGGCACCUCUGGAGGAUGUUUGAAGAUGAUUUUUCAGCUCACAAGAGACGCAAGACAAGAUUGCAAGAGAUCCGACUGAUCCGUGUUGAAAUUUUUAAAACCUCCAAAGAGCCUACAUUUUUAUAUUUUGGGUAACAUAACGCAUGCCAGACUUCAGCAGUAGACCUCAGCCAAUCAGAUCGCACAGUCACCAAAACAGUGAAGCACUCGCGUUGCAUUUUAUUUAUUUAUUUUUUUUUUGAUUAAGCGAAAACACAGUGAUAAGAAGUAACCUACAUGCCCCACCACGCUGUUAGUCUCUGGGCUAAAAAUAUCAUCUCUAAUGAUCCAUGAUUUGGAAUGGACCAAGAUCUGACCCUCAUUCACUUGCUAUCACACCUGGGCUAACACUGCAGACACUGUGAGGCACUGACUUCUGGGAGACCCAACCCUCCUCAAUGAAGCAGUUCUGGUGGGCCCAUUUGGCACAGCUCAGUCUGGUUGCUGUGUGGACUUUUAUAUGGCUGGUCCAGGGAUGUGGACCAGGCCCGCGAUACGGCACCCGUCCCAGGCCCAGAAAGCUCACAGCUAUGCGCCUCAAGCAGUUUUUCCCCAACUUAUCAGAGAACAACCUGGGGGCCAGUGGGAGAGCAGAGGGCAAGAUCGCACGCAACUCUGAGCGUUUCAAUGAACUUGUGUCCAAUUACAACCCAGACAUUGUCUUCAAGGACGAGGAGAACACCGGCGCAGACCGCUUAAUGACUAAGCGAUGUAAGGAGUGUUUGAACAGGUUGGCUAUUGCAGUGAUGAACCAGUGGCCAGGGAUACACUUGCGUGUGACAGAGGCCUGGGAUGAAGAUGGUAACCAUCCUCCUGGCUCUCUGCACUAUGAAGGCCGGGCUGUGGAUAUAACCACGUCUGAUAGAAGACCUGAUAAGUAUGGUAUCCUGGCCCAGCUGGCUGUGGAGGCAGGCUUUGACUGGGUCCACUAUGAGUCCAAACAUCGCGUCCACUGCUCCGUAAAAGCUGAUCAUUCUCUUGCUGUGGAGAAAGGUGGCUGUUUCCCAGGCUGGGCCUGGGUAACUGUUGCUGGAGGGAUGCAGAAGACCCUGUCAUCACUUUCUCCUGGGGACAGAGUCAUGGCCCUAUCUGGGACAGGCCAAGUCGUGUAUAGCCAAGUCCUCUUGUUUCUCCAUCAGGAUCAACAAAGCUGGUCUACUUUUCUGUCUCUGGAGACAGAAGAUGGACAUAGAUUGGCCCUUACUGCAAAUCACUUGCUCUUUUUAGACCCACACUGCAGACAAGACAACAGUGAGUACCAGGGUCAAUUUGCAAGCAGGGCCAGACCAGGAGACUGUGUUCUCAUCCAUACAGCAGAGCAGCAAGUACAUCCAUCCCAAAUCAUAUCAGUUUCACUAACGGAAAGUCUGGGAGUGUAUGCACCAUUGACAGAAGCUGGAACUUUGUUUGUUGAUGGUGUGCUGGCAUCCAGCUACGCACUGGUGGAGGACCACAGACUCGCACACUGGGCUUUUGGACCUCUGCGACUCUUCUUCUCGUUCGAGCAGCUACUUUGGGGGGAAAAGGCAGAAGAACAGCAGGACACUGACAGUCAAAAAAGUUGCACUAAAACUCCAAUACAUGUUAGCACUUUGGCUACAAGGGACAAAGCAGGUGUGUAUCUGAAUAAUGGCAUUUUGAUCAAGCAAAUCAAUCUGAGUGAGCCUCUGAGGAUAGAAACUAAAGAGAAGCAGCCCUUGCAAACACAGUCAUCAGAGGUGCAUUGGUAUGCUAGAUUACUCUACAGUUUUGGAUGUAUUCUUUUAGACUCCAAGUCAUUUCAUCCUUAAAAACUAAAAUCUAUGCACACUUAAUACAUGCCAUAGCCUACUGCUCCUUUGAUACAAUACGCUAACACCUCCAAUUCCUUUCUUAAAGGAUUGAAAGACACUGGAAAUGCUUUUGCUAGCUUUUUUUUUUCCACUAUUUCUUUUUUUUUUGUAUAAUAAUCUGUCAUAUUAUACAUGCUAACAACUGUAUAAGAAACUGAACAUGAUGAGACACUUUGAGCAUGUUAAUAUAAAAACAGUAAAACCAAAUGACUGUAUCAUAGUUUUGUUUUGGAUUUUUUUUUUGUAUGUUUUUUAUUUCAGCUAUAUAUGUAAAAAUAUAUAUUCUAUUGGGACAAGAAUUAAAUCCCUGAAUAAUAGAAUCUUUAUUUUUGUACUUUCCGAAUCAUAAUAUAUAAAUAUAAAUGUUUUGUUUUAUUAUAAUUUUUCUACUACUACAUGUGCUGCAUGCCCUUGCUUGUUUUCAUGUCAUAAAUCAAAUUAAAAUGGAAUUUUAUGAAAUGGCA